GCAGCGUGGCGGGGGCUCGCGCGCGCGCUCCUCGCGGAAAAUCUAGUCCUAAAAUGCGCCAGGAGCGACGGAGCUGCAUACGUAAGUGCUCGCUGCUCGGCAGGCCUGCUCGCGCCGCUUCGUCCUGCUGAUCCGACUUUUUGCGCUAUCGCCUCACGGCUUUGGCGUAAUUAAUCAGCCGUGCUUUUCGAGUUUGAGGAAAGUGGUCGCACGUGUCGCCGUAGCAGAAGCUCAGCGAGGUGCAAUAAACGCAACACACGCCGGCGAUAAGGAUGGAGCCGCAGGAUUACGUGGCCCAACUCUUCGAGGAAAUUUUUUUGAAAAUUGAGGAAAGUCCUCUGCGAGCUACAGCUUCGUAAACAACGGCCAGCAAGAGGUGCACAACGGCCAGCAAGAGGUGCACAACGCUCGCGCGGAUCUACGCUGGAUAUACCUCAUACAUACUGACGUCCCGACGAUGAUGCGCCGUCGCUCAUCAGCCGCAGCAGCGCGAGCAGCAGAAGGUGACAUUGCCGGAGGCCAGUGCGCGAUGAUAAAAAAAAUAUAGUAUAACAAACCUAAAGAGGGAUAGCGUCGAAUUUGGCGGAUGCGGCGCGGCGAGCCGAAUGAAGAGCGAGAGAGCGGGGCAGAGAGCGAGGUUUAUCUUUUUUUCGCAGCGCACACUCCUCAGGCCUCGGCCGCUGCUAUUGCUGCUGCGGAUGGAGCUGGAGGGGGAGAAGAGCGACGUAGUGUCGUCGGGCGGCUCGAGCAUGCCCUCGUGAAAUUUCGACGAGCAGAUGAUGCGUUAUAGCUGAGCGAUGGGGAGCUGCUGACGCCUUUGGAGCCCUGCGCCUGGCACCGCGUAAAGCUUGAAAACAACAAUCCCAGAUGACGAUGAUCAAAUGGCGAAAAUGCCGUUUGAAGCAGGGAGUUUGAAGGGGAGCCUACGACUGAAAAGAUGGCUAAUAGGACUACUUAUCUUUUUAUUGGCAUCUUUGUUGGCGAUCAACAGCUUUACAAUCGGUCAAUUUCGAAUAAUCCCGCUCGGGAGUUCUAAUCAAGUAAACGACAUCGAAGCUAAACCCCAAGAGUCGACGACGACGACGACGACGACGACGACGGGACCGCCGCAGCAGAGCGGCUACGUCGUGAACACGAGGGGCUGUCGUAUUCCGGACCUGAGUCCGUUCGAGCCGUCGGUGUCGCGCUACAUCGACAAGGCCAAGCCCAUAGUCUGCGAGCAGGGCUCGCACCUGCCCCUCGUCGAGUCCAACAACAGCGCGAUCUUCGUCAACCCGGAGGCCAGGCCCCACUACUACAACGAGACCGAGAGUAUCGACUGCUGCUGGCGCAGCUUCUGGCGCACCGACAACAAGGACAAUGAAGUCACUGUCAGCAGAGACUGCCACCCCUUCCAAGAGGCCGUCUUCGUCAACGACGAGUUCGUCCGCGUCGAGUGUCAGCGUCGCAACGAGACGGUCUACCGGGACUACUUUGCCUUCGUUCCCCGCAAGCUGCAGGUCGAGGAGCGCUGCCGCCUGCAGGCCCGCGAGCUCCUCUCGAACUACGUCGUGCCGCCGACCCCCCCGGCAUCCGGCCACGACAAGCUCAGCGUGCUGGUGGUCGGCAUCGACUCGGUCUCCCGGCUCAACUUCCACCGCUCGAUGCCCCGGAGCUUGGAGCUGCUCAGGCAGCUGGGGGCGGUCGAGAUGCUCGGCUACAACAAGGUCGCCGACAACACCUACCCGAACCUCGUGCCGGUGCUCAGCGGCCUCUCGCAGGAGGAGUUCGAGCAGCUCUGCUGGACCAACCACAAGAAGCCCUUCGACAGGUGCCCCCUCAUAUGGAAGUACUUCCAGGCGAAGGGCUACAGGACGAUCUUCGGGGAGGACGCCUGCGCCAUGACGACUUUCAAUUACCUCAAGCCGGGAUUCAGGCUGCAGCCGACGGACUACUACCUCCGGCCCUUCUGCGUCGCGGCGGAGACCGAGAUCGGCAACACGCACAAGCUCAACGCAGACCUCUGCCUGGGCACGCGCUACAACUUCGACAGCCUGCUGCACUACACGCGCAAGGUCGCUGAGGAGUUCGCGGCCGAUCCGUACUUCGGCUUCUUCUGGCAGGCCAGCCUGACCCACGACUACAUCGAGUACCCGCAGCUCGGAGACGACUCCUACCACGACUUCUUCGCGUACCUCGACAAGAACGACCUGCUGCGCGACACGGCCUUGAUCUUCAUGAGCGACCACGGGAUGCGGUGGGGCUCCUUCAGGCAGACCUACCAGGGCAGGCUCGAGGACAGUCUUCCCUUUCUUUUUAUACUCCUGCCGGACUGGUGGAAGCAGGACCAUCCCGCCGCCUGGGACAAUCUGCAGAGGAACGCGAGGAGUCUGACCACGCCGUUCGACCUGCACGAGACUCUCAGGGACAUUCUGGAGCCCAAGCGGCUUCUGCAGAAGGCGCCUCGAGACCCGAGCCAAAGCGUGCUCCCCUCGGUGGAGCCGGACGCGAUUCCCAGAGGCAUCAGCAUGUUCAAGCCGAUCCCGGACUACCGCAGCUGCGAGCUGGCCGGCAUCCCCGAGCACUGGUGCAUGUGCCACAGUCGACGCAACGUCUCGCACGACGACCCGGUCGUCCUCAAAGUCGUGGACUUUGUCGUCAGAGAGAUCAAUGACAUGCUGGCCAAGUAUCCGCAGUGCGCGAGACUCGCGCCACUGUCGCUGCUCGACGCGAAAGCUCUCGGCGACCGCAGCUCCGAGUCCGACGACAAGGCCAAGAAGAAGGACGAGGACAAACAGCCGGCGGCGCCCUGGACGGACUACACCGUCACGCUCGAGACGACGCCCGGCAACGCCGUCUUCGAGGGCUCGACCAGGUACCGCAGCGACAACGGCACCAUGACUCUCGUGGGCUCGAUCAGCAGGUUGAACGCCUACGGCAAGCAGAGCGCCUGCGUCGACGACUUUCACAUGAGACUCUACUGUUACUGCCAGCACUGAGCCAAAGCGAGACUUCGCUAUAAGGGUGGCGGACUGCUGAAUUUCCAAUUGUCUUUCGAAAUGCGCUUUUUCUUAUUCUCUUGUUCAAGAUCGCCGUAGGUUUAGGGCUUCUCACAGCGAGCGUCGUAUUGCCAAGCGUGUGUCAUGCUGUGACGCCGACAAAGGAUUUUUAAUGAACCAGGGCCUAAUUGACUCUUAAGGUGACGAAUGUUCAAACGCCUACUUUAUUCACAGGCAUUUAACUAUACAUCUCAGAAAUAGAACUGGCUGAUGUUGUUUAGGUUUUAAUAACUAUACUACGUACUGUUUUCGUGCCAUCUCGUUGUUUUCCGCAACUCGAGGAAAUUUUACUGCUACAAGGACAUAUGUCGUGUAUCUUAUUGCGUUGAAGAUGCUAUUUGUGAUAUUUUAUAGUAAUGUAAAUAAAUGUUAUGAUGAUGCAUACUGUUACGAAGGUUCAAUAUUUUUUCAUCGUGCUCGCGACAAAUAAUGGCCUAUGAAUUCUUGCAUUGUACGAACUGUAAAUGACCUAUCGUGCAUUCUAACUGGGUGAACUGAACGAGUCUAGCGUAUCUUGAUUGUAAGCACGUCGCACAAUAAUUUCACUUUGCAUACCUCACGGUGUGCAACGGAAAAUUAAACGUACAAGGAAGAGUAAUCGUUUCUUAUCAAGUCAACAACUAUGUACAAAGUACUAUUUUUAAAUUUAUUUGACAGAGCAUAUUUUCGUGUUCCAAGGAGUUUGUUAAAUGUGUCAAUUUAAUAAAAAAAAACUUCCGAAUACUAUAAAAUGUUGUUUUAUUUCCUUGUCGUCGUUCGUUUUUUCUUACGUAUACCAAUUUUGGUAAAUGUUCACAUGCGCAAUUUAAGUAGUGAAUUAAAUCUAGCUUUGCAAGACAGUGAUUUAUGCAAUAAUUAAAUUUCGAAUCAUAUUACAAUUUAUUAUUCAUUUGCUAGAUUAUGCAUGAUUUUCUUCGACACAUCACCUGAUAAAAAGUGUUGGAUCUUAAUUUACAAAGGUAAAAAUGCAAAAAACACUCUUUUAUAAAGCAUUCGCACAGCAUACACGCUUUUAUCCACUUUACAAUAACUUAAAUACUUGAAUUGAAUUCAUUUAAACCAGCUGCGGCAGUUUACACAAUUGAUUGUAAAUUUUUGUUUUCGCAGUCUUCAUUUGACUCUCUAGUUCUAAGU
Messenger RNA from Nasonia vitripennis (jewel wasp), 4172 nucleotides. RefSeq lists its product as uncharacterized. The coding region runs from base 882 to 2978 and encodes 698 amino acids. The transcript has 6 exons. Lineage: Eukaryota; Metazoa; Arthropoda; Insecta; Hymenoptera; Pteromalidae. The record is from RefSeq and is a predicted model, not a curated record.